GUCAAAAUUUCUCUCUCUCUCUCUCUCUCUCUCUCUCUCUCUCUCUCUCUCAGAGCUUUUGUUUUUCCUGCUGUUGAAUUUCAGUGAGUGAGUUGGCCAUGGGUAGAGCUCCGUGCUGUGACAAAGCUAGCGUGAAAAAAGGUCCAUGGUCCCCUGAAGAAGAUGCCACUCUAAAGAAGUUCCUCGAGAAACAUGGCACUGGUGGCAAUUGGAUUGCUUUGCCUCACAAAGCAGGCCUUAAACGCUGCGGCAAGAGCUGUCGGCUGAGAUGGCUAAAUUAUCUAAGGCCAGACAUCAAGCGUGGAGGUUUCACUGAGGAGGAAGACAUGAUUAUCUGCUCUCUCUUUGGUAGCAUUGGAAGUAGGUGGUCUGUUAUAGCUUCCCAACUGCCCGGUAGAACAGACAAUGAUAUUAAGAACUACUGGAACACCAAGCUGAAGAAAAAGCUAUUUAUGGCAGGAAAUAGUUGUCCCAUGACUGCCACCACUGACAAUAACAACGAGACUACUAAAAAUAUUAGUUAUCUCAACUUGGCAGAGAUUUCGGCUCCAAUUCCUAAAGUGGAAUCCUAUGAUUAUGGUAAUUCAGCUUGUUUUGAUUCAAGCUCCAGUACAUUGCCUAUGCAAGUUUAUGUGCAAAACUGUGAUUCGAAUGAUCAUCAAUUAUCUCCGAUUUCGAAGCCUAUCCAAGUUUCGGAUUUCAGCAUAACUUCAUCUCAGGAUGUUUCGGGUCUUUCAACUUCAUCUGCUUUGGGUCUGGAGAACAGUUACAGCAUGUGGUCCGGCAUUAAUGGAGGUUUCAAAGAGGAGGAAGCAGGAGUCUUUCCCCAUGAUGAUAACUUUCUUAAUGGUUUUGAAUUUCAGGAAGAUACUAGAGAUCUUGCCCCAGUAUUCUUAGGAAACUCCCCACUAGGUUACUUUGCCGGGUAAUAGUUCUGAACAUUAACCUAUCAAAAUGUUACAAACUGACCAUGGAUUGAAGAAUAAGAUAGAAAAAAGUAGUUUUUUAGAUGGAUUUUUAGGGUGUUGUUUUGUUGAAAUAUUCAAUGUAAUUGAAAUUUUAAACUAAUGAACAUGGGAUCGAUCGUGAUAGCUAGUAUAUAUAAUAUUAAAGAA
This is a messenger RNA of Alnus glutinosa, 1115 nucleotides long. RefSeq names its product transcription factor MYB36-like. Bases 99 to 929 code for a protein of 276 amino acids. Lineage: Eukaryota; Viridiplantae; Streptophyta; Magnoliopsida; Fagales; Betulaceae. The transcript has 3 exons. The record is from RefSeq and is a predicted model, not a curated record.